Messenger RNA from Protomyces lactucae-debilis, 432 nucleotides. Its product is annotated as rRNA-processing protein EFG1. The transcript has a single exon. NCBI's taxonomy places the organism in Eukaryota, Fungi, Ascomycota, Taphrinomycetes, Taphrinales, Protomycetaceae. The annotation marks the transcript as partial. The record is from RefSeq and is a predicted model, not a curated record. Gene Ontology annotation, biological process: maturation of SSU-rRNA from tricistronic rRNA transcript (SSU-rRNA, 5.8S rRNA, LSU-rRNA). Gene Ontology annotation, cellular component: preribosome, small subunit precursor; nucleolus.
AAGAAGAUCCGCGAUGUGCAACGCCUGCUCGCCAAGGAAGAUCUCCCGGCUGAUGUUCGAAUUGAGCAAGAGCGCAAGCUGGCCUCGCUGCAACAUGAGAAGCAAGUGACAGCGCGGCAGCAACAAGAAGACAAGAUGCAGCAAAAGUACAAGAUGGUCAAGUUCUUUGAGGAGCGCAAAGCAGUGCGACGCCUUAAACAAGCAAAGAAGAAGCUCAAGGCUGCUUUGAACAAUACACAGCUGUCGCCUGAUGAGCAAGAAGCUGAACGUGUACGGUGGAGCGAAGAGGUUCGAAAAGUGACGGUGGACUUGAGCUAUAUUGAAAACUACCCAGCGACGGAGAAGUACAUUUCACUGUACAAGGAGGAAGCCUCUGGCACUGAUACAGGCGAGCGACGCGCCGAGUUGUGGAAGCUGGCCGAGCAGGGAUUG